Schistosoma turkestanicum is the source of this 285-nucleotide messenger RNA. Lineage: Eukaryota; Metazoa; Platyhelminthes; Trematoda; Strigeidida; Schistosomatidae. The record is from the annotation of a GenBank genome assembly.
AUGUUGUGUUCAUAUGUGCCGUUGAUUACCUUUUUGGUUUAUACAUUUUUACAUGAAUCUGUAGGAGAUGAUAUUGAUUGUGAACGUGCCAACACGCGAAAUAGACAUUCAAGUGAACUAAUGAUAGAUGUAAAAUUAGUCAAAUCAGACGAAAUGAAUCAAUGUUUUCGUAGAGGAGCAAUGAAUAACAAUGAAGCCGAUGAAUUGAAUACAACGAUAGUAUUGCAACGUUUUCACAUCAACCAAUUUAAUAGGGAUGAGUAUGAUGGUGUGAAUUAUGGAUAG